AUGUUUUUUGAUUAUUUUUUGCAACUUUCAAGGACGAGUAUUCACAACUUGAUGCUUUCAAUUGACUCCUUUCGAAUUCGAGAAAGACGAUAUCCCAACUCAGGAUCUGGAUUUCAUCCAAUAAAUACUCCUAAAAAUGAAUUGUGUACUUGUAACAUUGAAAAUGCAUGUCCUUCAGGGAGGCAAGGAAAACGCGGACCGCCAGGGUUGGAUGGAGUGAACGGAAAGCCUGGACCUCCUGGUCAGCCCGGCCUUCCGGGAAAUUUCUUGCCUAUUCAGUACGAUUUUAAUAGAAAGUGUCGAACUUGCCCGAGGGGUGAAAGAGGAGAGCAGGGCAGUCCUGGAUUGCCGGGACUGCCUGGGCUGGAAGGGUUGAAUGGAAACCCUGGAAGGAAUGGGCAGAUCGGUCCUGCAGGACCUGUCGGACCUCCUGGCCCUCCAGGCAGUCAAGGACUUCAAGGAAAGACGGGUAGUAAAGGAACGCCAGGAAAUGCGGCAAUAAUUGGAGAGAAGGGAGAUCCUGGCCCUAAAGGAAAGCAAGGACGUGGAGGUCGAAGAGGUACAAGGGGAAAGGAUGGAAUUAAAGGUGUUGUGGGCAUUUCUAAAUUAAUUUUUAAAAUUAAUUUAAGGAAAAAGUGGAGAGGCAGGUCCACGUGGAGCACCAGGUUGGAACACUUAAUGUAUCGUAAGUAUUGA
Meloidogyne enterolobii is the source of this 696-nucleotide messenger RNA. NCBI's taxonomy places the organism in Eukaryota, Metazoa, Nematoda, Chromadorea, Rhabditida, Meloidogynidae. The record is from the annotation of a GenBank genome assembly.